CCGCUCACGAGAUCUACCCUGGCCUCGGAAGACUCUCCCCGUUCAGACGAAUGGCUCUCGAUGCUGAAGAAGAAAUGGGCAGUCUAUCUUAAUGAAGCUGCAUGCCAAAGUCUAAUGCCAAAUCAUUCAGAAGUUCAGAGAAUUCACAGCCUAGCUGUAGCUGCAUAUGCGCUUGUUUGAGAAAGUUAGCAUCCAGGAGAAGGUAGACGUCAUAAUUUCUGAAUGGAUGGGAUAUAUGCUUCUGUAUGAGAGCAUGCUGAGCAGUGUGAUUUUUGCAAGGGAUAAUUUGCUCAAACGAGGGUUGAUCCUUCCUUCUCAUGCAACACUGUAUAUGGUUCCUGUUACUCGCAGUGAAAGAUACUGUGACAGCAGUUUCUGGCGUGAUGUCUAUGGAAUUGAUAUGUCUGUAAUGAUCCCACUUGCAAAACAGUCUGCGUUUGAAGAGCCUUUUAUUUAGACAAUUUCAGCUGAGAAUGUCCUGACAUGGCCAUUCGUUGUUAAGUUUGUAGAUUGCUACACAGUCACAACUCGUGAGCUUGAAUCUAUCACUACAAAGUAUAAUUUGACGUCUAUGUUGCGAGCUCCUCUCCAUGAAUUUGCUUUCUGGUUCGAUGCUGAGUUCAAUGGUCCUUCAACUUUCCCUGCCAACAAAAAAGCCAAAUCUGAUCAAGUGCUUGUGCUUUCCACUGCACCAGAGGAUGAACCAACUCAUUGGCAACAGACCAUACUAUACUUAAAUGAACUGAUAGAGGUCAUACAAGAUCAAACAAUUGAAGGUUCCAUUACUCUCUCUCAAAGUAGGGAGAACCCACGCUUCCUGAAUAUUCACCUUGAGUACAUGUAAUGGGAUUCGCUUAUGAACAUUGAGAUUA
Messenger RNA from Dendrobium catenatum, 872 nucleotides. Its product is annotated as probable protein arginine N-methyltransferase 6.2. Gene Ontology annotation, molecular function: protein-arginine N-methyltransferase activity. Lineage: Eukaryota; Viridiplantae; Streptophyta; Magnoliopsida; Asparagales; Orchidaceae. The record is from RefSeq and is a predicted model, not a curated record. Gene Ontology annotation, biological process: peptidyl-arginine methylation.